AUGAGCGCUGUGCCUGUCAUCAAGCUGCACUCUGGUGCAUCCUUUCCUCAGGUUGGGCUAGGCACCUGGAAGGCCGAGAAGGGCAAGGUUGGCGCUGCUGUCAAAUAUGCUGUGACCGAGUGCGGAUACAGGCACCUCGACUGCGCCAGCAACUACCUCAACGAAGAUGAGAUUGGGGAUGCGCUGGCGGAGCUGUUUGAGAGUGGCGCGGUGAAGCGCGAAGACCUGUGGAUCACCGGCAAACUGAACAACCCGUACCACCACAAGGAACACGUCAUGCCACACCUCAAGAAGACGCUGCUCGACCUCCGCCUCGACCAUCUCGACCUGUGGCUGAUGCACUGGCCCGUGGCGUUCAAGUACCUGCAGGAGGUGACACAGGCGGCCAACCCGGGCGCAGCAAAGGUCGACCACAGCGUCUCCAUCCGCGAGACGUGGGAGGCGAUGGAGGCGUGCGUGGAGGCAGGCCUCGUCAAGCAUAUUGGGCUGAGCAACGUCCCUGCCAUCAUUGUCCACGACAUCAUGACAUACGCCAAGAUCAAGCCCGCCGUGAUCCAGAACGAGAUGCACCCGUACUGCCAGCAGCCCGCGCUGUGCGAGUACGCCAGGCGCCUCGGCAUUGCCAUGACCGCGUAUUCGCCACUGGGCACAGGCUCCAACCACAGCUGGACGGGCGGCGAUGUUCUCCUGCAGGACCCCGUCCUCGCCGCCAUUGCUGCCAAGCACGGCAAGACCCCCGCCCAGGUGUGCAUUCGCUGGGCGGUGCAGCGCGGGACCGUCGUCAUUCCAAAGUCCACGCACGACCACCGCAUCCGCCAGAACAUCGAGUCUGUGGGUUUUGAGUUGGAUGAGGAGGACAUGCAGAAGAUUGCGGCUCUUGACCGCAACUUCCACUACCUGCGUCCAAACGACUGGUACGGCAUUCCCCUCUUCUGCCCAUGA
This is a messenger RNA of Salpingoeca rosetta, 942 nucleotides long. Its product is annotated as aldo/keto reductase. Bases 1 to 942 code for a protein of 313 amino acids. The transcript is spliced from 7 exons. The record is from RefSeq and is a predicted model, not a curated record. Lineage: Eukaryota; Choanoflagellata; Craspedida; Salpingoecidae. Gene Ontology annotation, cellular component: cytosol. Gene Ontology annotation, molecular function: aldose reductase (NADPH) activity.